Beta vulgaris subsp. vulgaris (sugar beet) is the source of this 462-nucleotide messenger RNA. RefSeq lists its product as uncharacterized. Bases 1 to 462 code for a protein of 153 amino acids. The transcript has a single exon. NCBI's taxonomy places the organism in Eukaryota, Viridiplantae, Streptophyta, Magnoliopsida, Caryophyllales, Amaranthaceae. The record is from RefSeq and is a predicted model, not a curated record.
AUGUCAAAGAGAAGAAAUACUUGGUUGGUCGAAAAGGAGGUUGAAGAAUCUCCUGAAAUUGUAACUAAGAAAGCAAAGGAAAUGGCUGAACCAGUGGAGGAUCCAAUUGUGGAGGAAGAGGUUGAAGAUGAGGAGGAAGAACCUUUAAUACAAAGGAACUCCAAGAAGCCAGCAACCACAAAAUCCACCACUACAAAAACAACUGCACCCAAAUCCACCACAAAAUCUAGCAUCACCAAUGCGGUUAUUCCAAAAUCAACCGCCAAAAUCACCAAAACCGCCACUCCCAAAGUUACAAAAACCACCACUCCAAAAAGCCUGUCGCACCAAAUCAAAGGCUUCCUCCCAAAACCGGUUGAGGAGUCUAAGCCAGAGGAGUCGGAGAAGAUGGAGGAGUCAGAAUCUGAAAAGGAGUCGGAGCCGGUGGGUGAGUCUGAAUCGGAAAAUCAGGAGAUGGAAUAA